Messenger RNA from Dryobates pubescens (Downy woodpecker), 1037 nucleotides. Its product is annotated as elongation of very long chain fatty acids protein 4. Gene Ontology annotation, biological process: fatty acid elongation, saturated fatty acid; fatty acid elongation, polyunsaturated fatty acid; fatty acid elongation, monounsaturated fatty acid. Gene Ontology annotation, molecular function: fatty acid elongase activity. The record is from RefSeq and is a predicted model, not a curated record. Lineage: Eukaryota; Metazoa; Chordata; Aves; Piciformes; Picidae. The transcript is spliced from 7 exons. Gene Ontology annotation, cellular component: endoplasmic reticulum membrane. The coding region runs from base 46 to 843 and encodes 265 amino acids.
CCUGCUCCUGGGAGUGCUAACUUCCAUUUCUUUCCAGAUCUUGUGAUGGCUUCAACUUGGCAUAAAGCUCAGGAAUUCUACAGCUGGGUCCUUGAGAGUGGAGACCCAAGGACAGCCCCAUGGCCCCUGGUGCACUCUCCACUUCCAGUCACACUUCUCUUUGCCUCCUACCUCUCUGUUGUGAAACUGGGGCCCCUCUACAUGCGCCAGCGGAAAGCGCUGGAGCUGCGCGGCCUGCUGAUCGCCUACAAUCUCACCAUGAUGGCAUUAUCAAGCUACAUGUUUUAUGAGUUUCUAGUGACUUCAGUCUUGGGCAACUACAGCUACCUGUGCCAGCCAGUGGACUACAGCCAAAGUGAACUAGGAAUGAGGAUGGCAAGAGUGUGUUGGUGGUUCUUCUUCUCCAAAGUCAUCGAGCUGCUUGACACGGUGUUCUUUAUUCUGCGCAAGAAACAAGAGCAGGUGACCUUUCUGCACGUGUACCAUCACGGCACUAUGCUCUUCAACUGGUGGUCAGGGGUCAAAUAUGUGCCUGGAGGACAAGCCUUCUUUAUAGGGAUGCUAAACUCCUUUGUACACAUCUUCAUGUAUGGCUACUAUGCCCUGGCCAGCCUGGGACCACAGAUGCACCGUUACCUCUGGUGGAAACGUUACCUAACCAUCAUGCAGCUGUGCCAGUUUGUAGCCAUCGCUGCUCAUUCCUCCUACAACCUCUUCACAGAAUGUCCAUUCCCUGAUGGCUUCAACACUGCAGUCUUCCUCUACAUUCUCAGCCUCAUUGCUCUCUUCCUGCACUUCUACUAUGGGACCUACAUUAAAGGAAAGCAGGAGAAGCUAACUUAAAGAAAAUCAAAGAGGAGACAGAGCACAUUCUGAUGAACUUGACCAUUCUCUGCUGCUUCCAACAUAAGUGCAUGAGGAAGAUGCAUUUGGGUGGUGUGUGUAAGGUUCCUCUAUGCAGUCUCACAGUUGCCUUCAAAUAUCUCAAGCUAGGAAUUCAAAAGGAAUAACAACCUCAGGGAUCAAGGUAUUAAGGA